UGAAUCAGAAAAAGUCUGCCCGCUGGCCACGGGUUUUUGGCCGAUCAUUCUCUUUUCCGUCGCCGGUUCGUACACAAAAAAAGCGUGUGAUUUGCUGAUCGUCGAUGAACUGACCAACCACUCACUUUCAUGGGGUAUCAGAAGCUUGCCCGAAACAAAAGCGCAGUCAUUUGUUUCUAUACCUAUCUCACCUUACCUUAAACUUGGCGCCGCGCCCUGGUUGCUUACAUACAUACUAGCAGGGUACGGUACAUUGCGGCGGGUACCAGGGUGUUGUCUAGUUUAUUCUUCUACAGUAGCCUGCCCGGGGCACUUGUCUUUUCUUUUCUUUUGUAGCUUCCGCACCUGCAUGCAUCCUGUGCCUUUUGCUUCUGUCUAUACCAAGCCCUUUCCUUCAUCAUUCUUGACAAAAACCACCACUACUCAUAAGGCCUCCUCAAGACUGUGGAAACCUGCCCUGUGAACAAGAUUCGGUUCUCCCUCCUCACAUAAUCGCCCGAGUUCUCACAGCGUGUUCGAGGAACAGCCCAUUCGAUACCCCCAGACACGGCAGGACCGCCUAUAUUACUCAUCAAUAUUCAUGCAGGCAAGCGACUGAACCCAAGAAUCGAGGCACCUUCUCAGUCGAGUCUUGUUUGAGCCGUUCUUCCCAACGCCACUCUUCCUGCAACGACUGCUACGAGCAGCCAUCUCCAGUGGCGUUGUCGUUCUGCAAGAACCCCACUGUCGAAACGGCCGUGGCUGGCCAUAAAACCCUUAGCCCCAAUACCGUUGCCGGCGCCGCUUUGACAGCGACCGAAACGACCGCAAUGAUGAACCGCACGUCGGUCGAAUCGAUCCAGACCGCAGAUUCUCUCGCCCGUGCCUUGUACCGGCGCGCGCGGCUGUCUGGUCCUGACUUCUCCGACAUUGCAACUGUGGUUCGAUCGCUGCAUACGUGCCUUAAGCACCUGCGCGUCGAGGCAGAAGAUCCAGACAGCUUGUUGAACACGACCCAGCAGGAGCACAGCGUCUACGCGCGCCAGCUUGGUCCCAUCGUUGAGGACUGCGACUUCACUUUGAAGCAGUUGGAUACUAUCUUGGAAAAGUAUGGCGGAAGCAGCGCCGAUACCCCUUCUGAGGAGGGUCCACACCGUGAUGGCUACAUUGUUGGCACUGCGGAUAGCCGCGAAAAGGACAUGAUCGCUUUGAUCAGGACCAAGCUUGCCAACCAAAAGACCAACAUCGACAUUUUCCUGGAUACGGUCCAACUGCACAACCCAGCCAAGGCGAGACAGCAGUUUGUGGACAACCCUCAGAGCCAACAGCUGGACUCUAUCAAGGAUAAAGUCGAUGCUAUAGCUGCCCGGCUUGCGCGGCGCCGGGUUGCGCACAUGAGCGCUGGCGAUAUGGAAGAAGAGGAGCUGUGGCAACAGUUUUCCACCGAGCUUGAGCGAGAAGGUUUCUCCAGCGAGGUUCUGAUGCGAAACAAGGAGGUUCUCCGAGCUUACAUCCGGGAAAUGGACUCCAACGGUCUCUUUGAUCAAGACCACCCGCCGUCAGUUCGAGGUCUUUUGCCUGCCGCGGAAGGUCCGAAUUCACGGGGACCACCCAUGUCAAUUACGCCUUAUCCAUCUGAUAAUCGCGACGCCAUGAGUCCCAAGGAAGUCAUCUCACCUCCGACGACUGCCAAUGAGAAGUUUCUACCAUCAGUCAAACUCAAUCGGGGGCCCCCUGACUAUGAUUCUGUGCAUGGUUCUCAGAAUGAAUACAGUCCCCAAAACGCCCACGGCGGCUUUUCAAACCAAAUGUCACCAAGAUCUCGGGCCCGUUCUCAAAGCCAACCGUCACAACCUCAGAGUGCACCACCGCACCAGACUAUACAUGCAACCCCAUACCCCUAUGACUCCCUGCAAUCCCCGACUCUCUAUGGCAAUGAUGGCCAGCAACGGGUCGAUUCUCAGCAGUAUCAAGCUCCCAUCGUGUAUAACCCCCCUCUUCCGGCCAAGAUACCACUUCGUCAGAAUUCAGGGUCGGAUUCUGGUGCUUCGGACUCAGAUUCUACCUACAGUGAUUCGAACAACUCGCUGGCUUUGAUAUCGACGCAGGAUCUGAUGCACCUUGACCACCGCAUGACAGCGAUGCAUCUUGGCCCUCCGCAACCUUCUCAUCUUCUCUUUUCACCUGGAACUUCGCCAAAUGCUCCUGGCGGCCGCUACUUGCCUGCUCCUCCAGUAGGGGACCAAUUACCCCCUGGUGUCCCAGGCAGCCCGUCCAGCCUUCCACCAUACAGCAGCCCAGCAUCCUCGGUGGCAGCAAUUACUAAGCCGCCGCCUCCGGCGUACGGCAGCUCCCCCAUGCAGAUGCCUGCCAUAGGUCAGCAGCAGCAGCAGCAGCAGCAACGGCAGUUCUCACGACUUCAGCCCGAUAGCCAUGGUAACGAGAUUCCCCUCGAGGCCACAUGGACCAAAAUUCGCCGCACGCUUGUUAGCCCCGAAGUGCUUGACAGAGCGGGCGUUCGGUACGAGGCUCGUCCCGACUUUGUCGCCAUCCUUGGGGUUCUUUCGCGUGAACAAAUUGCACAGUUUGCCCGCGAGAGCGAUGAGGUUCGCCGAGCAAGAUAUAGUGGUCAAAACUAUCCACCUCCUCGUUUUAUGCGCGAUGGAAGCAGUGGCAUACGUGACAAUGGUAUGCGGCAAAACCACCGGGACGACAAGUGGAGGUCUGGUUCGACGAGCGAAUCCGAUGACGUUUUGUGGGAUACCGACUCUUCGUCUGAUGAAGGAUCCCGCGAGAGAGAGCGACGACCUUAUGGCGGCCGCCCUUAUCGUGAAACCCCUGAGAAGGAAAGGCGCCGAGGCAGUGACGAAAUGGAGAGGAACACGAAUGAUGAAAAGACGGAUGACAAGGGUACAAAAGUCUAUCCCUUCGUGUUACCCAUGGCAGCGGCUGCUGCAGCAAAGGGUCUUGAUGGUAAAGCAACGCCAGCAAGCACAGUUCCGCCCAAGCCGAUACUGAAAAACAAGAAUGAAAAUCACGUCCGAUUCGACCGCGAGGGGCCUAUCGAGAUCUCACCCGAAGAUAUGUCGGCUGAUAAGAGACGACGGGAACAACAACGACGGGAGCGCGACCGUGACCGUGAAGCGUCGAGGGAACGUGACCGCGAUCGCGAUCGUGACAGAGAUAGAGAGCGGGAUCGUGAGAGGCGGCGAAGAGACCGCGACCGAGAACGUGACCGAGACGGGGAUCGUCGCGACUACUACUCGUACGGUUCUCGUCACGGCCACCACCGACACUCGAGCUCAAUGGAUGCCCGCCGCCACGGGCACCACUCUCAAGGCGCUGAGCCCAGCCGUGAUAGAGACUCUGCGCGUCGGGAGAAGAAAAAGGCCUGGGGCCAAACGCUGGGCGCCGCCGGUAUUGGUGGCGCCGCAGCUAGUCUGCUCAGCGUCCUUACCGAGGCGGCCACUGGAUUUUGAGGUGUCCGACACGACAAGUUCGGCCUGAAGUCCAUUGGCAGUCUUUAUUCACUGUUUCUUUUAGUCAUUUCUGGCAACUUUGUUCACACUUUCUCCAGAAGAGUUCUUUUUUGCAUAUACUGCCCCUUUUCUUUUCUUGUCAUUUUCCUCCGGAUUGCGAGUACUGUGUACUACUAGGAUUUUAUGGCAUGUACGCUAUCGCUGGGUAUGUUCAAGCAGCGCGGGAAGGCAGAGUAGCGUAGAUUUUACAUGAUACCCCUGAAGAGUGUUGAAAGAUUUUGACAUGCAGGAUGAAUAACUAGCCUGAAUUUGCAC
Molecule: messenger RNA, 3773 nt
Organism: Pyricularia oryzae 70-15
Lineage: Eukaryota; Fungi; Ascomycota; Sordariomycetes; Magnaporthales; Pyriculariaceae
Exons: 2
Coding region: 810-3458 (882 amino acids)
Source: RefSeq, a predicted model, not a curated record